AUGGAUACGCCGCGGAGGCGCAGCCGGCGGCUGGAAGGCCCAAAGCCUGAGUCCCCCGGGAACCCCACCUCAGUUGUGCGGGCCAGACGGGCCCUUGUGGAGCUCGAGUCGAACCCAGAAGAAAAGAGGGAGCCCGGGUCUCCUCGGAGGGUGCGGCCACCCAGCCUGGGGUCUCCCAGACAUCAGCCGGAGACAAGCCCGAGAUCACCCAGUCUACAGGACGGGGGAGGCUUGGGGUCCCCCCGACAGCGGCCAGAGCCGGGCCCAGGGUCCCCCCAGCGUCAGCGAGACCCAGGCCUGGAGUCGCCCCAAAGACAGCCGGAGCCGAGUGCUGAAUCCCUCCGACCGCAGCUAAAGCCAAGUGGGGAGUCGCCGAAAUUUUCCCAGGACCAAGAAGAAGCGGACUCGGAGUUGCCCAAGAGUAAGGAGGAGGCCCCCGCGGGGUCCCCCCGACAUCGGCUGCCGCCGGGCCCGGGUCGCCAGAGUCCUACCCGGGUCCCGAGCCCGCUCAGCCGCUGCAGGGCUGACACCCCAGCGCCCGGCUUCCCCCGGGAUCUGCGUGAGCCGAGGAAGCCACCGCCGGCCGAGCAGCCGGAGAGAGACGGCCUCGGGCCAGAGAAGCGAGAAGGCUCUUCAGCCCAGGCCCCAGCGUCCAAGACACCGAAGGAGGAGGACGUCCCUAAAGUCCCGACGGGGAAGCCCAGGUCCGGGAGGGUGCGGAAGAACCGCUCAAAGAAGAGCGUCUCCCAGAUGGUCCUGCGCACAUCCUGGCAGCGGAAGAUGCAAGACGGGCAGGAGAUAGAGCUGGCAAGGACUUGGCCCGGCACCUGGAGGAGGAGAAGGAAGCGGCGGCGCCGCGCCGAGAACCCGCAACGCCGCCCGGAGAAUGAGCGGAAGGCGGAGAUCGUCCAAGCGACCCGGAGUCCCGCCAGGCGCAAGCGGGCGAAGAGGCAGCCGCUGCGCUCCGCGGAGAAGCCGGACGCUGGCCCAGCUGCAGAAGCUCCGGGCUCCGGAUGGCCGAGGCCUUCUGUGGCCAACCGCCGUGUCACACACGGCAGCCCUUGGGCCACUGGCCACACGCCUCUGCUGACCCAGGACUCCAACUCCGUGGCUCCAAAACAGGGGCUCCACCCGAAACGGGGCUCUGAGCCUUCCAAAGGGCUCACAGGCAGGUCUCUGUGGCACAGAGACGCAGAGGUAGCCUGGGACCUGUCAGAGACUGCAGGGAGGAGGGUCAGCUCACUCCUCUCCAAGUGCCUUCAAACCAUGAAGAGUAAUUUCUGGUUCCUCAGGGAGCUGUGA
This is a messenger RNA of Mesoplodon densirostris (Blainville's beaked whale), 1302 nucleotides long. Its product is annotated as coiled-coil domain-containing protein 86-like. The transcript has a single exon. Gene Ontology annotation, cellular component: nucleolus. The record is from RefSeq and is a predicted model, not a curated record. The coding region runs from base 1 to 1302 and encodes 433 amino acids. NCBI's taxonomy places the organism in Eukaryota, Metazoa, Chordata, Mammalia, Artiodactyla, Ziphiidae.